Molecule: messenger RNA, 3227 nt
Organism: Ochotona curzoniae (black-lipped pika)
Lineage: Eukaryota; Metazoa; Chordata; Mammalia; Lagomorpha; Ochotonidae
Gene: PRDM4
Product: PR/SET domain 4
Exons: 12
Coding region: 355-2742 (795 amino acids)
Biological process (GO): transcription by RNA polymerase II; regulation of transcription by RNA polymerase II; cell fate commitment
Cellular component (GO): nucleus; cytoplasm
Molecular function (GO): histone deacetylase binding; RNA polymerase II cis-regulatory region sequence-specific DNA binding; DNA-binding transcription factor activity, RNA polymerase II-specific
Source: RefSeq, a predicted model, not a curated record
GGGCGCGGGGCGCGGGGAUCGGCCGGGCAGCUCCACCCGGAUGAGGAACAAAGCGGCGGGGCAGGCGCGCGCGGCCGGCAGGUUGGGCAGCCUCCGUCCCGAAGCUUCCGGAGGAGAGGCCUCCGAGGGUGCCCCGGCAUGCCCCAUCCCGUGGCGGCGUCCACGGGUCCUGGCCCUCGGACCAGGUUGGAUGGCCCCGGGCGACCCCGCGCAACGGGGACCGCGCUUGUGCAGCGGUUGUGAGCAAGAUGAGGUCGCACGUGAGCCCGGGGCGCAGUUCCUGAUGCUGGUCCCCCGCCGCCGCCCAAGAGCGCUUUUCUCUCCGAACUUGGCCCCAAGCACCUACAUCACAGGAUGAAUGAAAUGAACCUCAGCCCCGUGGGCAUGGAGCAGCUGACGUCAUCCUCCGUGAGCAACGCCUUGCCGGUCUCAGGAGGUCACCUGGGGCUGGCCGCCUCCCCCUCUCACAGUGCCAUCCCUGCCCCAGGCCUGCCCGUGGCAAUUCCAAACCUGGGUCCCUCCCUGAGCUCUCUGCCUUCUGCUUUGUCCCUGAUGCUCCCGAUGGGUAUUGGGGAUCGAGGGGUGAUGUGUGGAUUACCUGAGAGAAACUACACCCUACCUCCGCCGCCGUACCCCCACCUGGAGAGCAGCUACUUCAGGACAAUCCUGCCUGGCAUUUUGUCUUAUUUAGCUGACAGGCCGCCUCCUCAGUACAUCCACCCCAACUCCAUCAGUGUCGACGGCAACACAGCACUGUCGAUUGCCAAUAACCCUUCGGCACUGGAUCCCUACCAGUCCGGUGGCAACGUUGGGUUAGAGCCGGGCAUCGUGUCCAUAGACUCUCGCUCCGUGAACACGCACGGUGCCCAGAGUCUGCAUCCCAGUGACGGCCAUGAGGUGGCCCUGGACACAGCCAUCACCAUGGAGAAUGUAUCCCGGGUUACCAGCCCCAUCUCUACAGACGGCAUGGCGGAGGAGCUGGCGAUGGACGGUGUUGCUGGCGAGCAUCCCCAGAUCCCGAGCGGCUCCAGGAGCCACGAGCCUCUGUCCGUGGAUUCUGUGAGCAGCAGCCUUGCAGCAGAUGCUGUAGCACAUGGCGGUGUGAUGCCGAUGCACGGCAACGGCCUGGAGCUCCCUGUCGUCAUGGAGACGGACCAUCUUUCCAGCCGGGUCAGCGGCCUGUCCGACAGUGCCCUCGGUGACUCCAUCCAUACCGUGGCCAUGAGCACCAACUCUGUAAGCGUGGCACUCUCUACCUCACACAACCUCGCCUCCCUAGAAUCCGUUUCCCUCCACGAAGUUGGCCUCAGCCUAGAACCUGUGGCUGUCUCCUCCAUCACGCAGGAGGUUGCUAUGGGGACAGGCCAUGUGUCUUCAGACAGUCUUUCUUUUGUACCACCUUCACUGCCAAUGGAAGACUCCAAUUCAAACAAGGAAAACAUGGCAACCUUGUUUACAAUUUGGUGUACCCUGUGUGACCGAGCCUACCCCUCGGACUGUCCCGAUCACGGCCCUGUGACCUUUGUUCCUGACACGCCGAUAGAGAGCAGGGCAAGGCUGUCCCUGCCGAAGCAGCUGGUCCUGCGGCAGUCGAUUGUGGGAGCGGAAGUAGGGGUGUGGACUGGAGAGACCAUUCCUGUGCGAACCUGCUUUGGACCUCUGAUUGGCCAGCAGAGUCACUCCAUGGAAGUGGCAGAAUGGACUGACAAGGCAGUGAACCACGUCUGGAAGAUCUAUCACAAUGGUGUCCUAGAAUUCUGCAUAAUUACAACUGAUGAAAAUGAAUGUAACUGGAUGAUGUUUGUGCGCAAGGCCAGGAACCGAGAAGAGCAGAAUUUGGUGGCGUAUCCCCAUGAUGGAAAAAUCUAUUUCUGCACCUCCCAGGACAUCCCUCCUGAAAAUGAACUGCUUUUCUAUUACAGUCGAGAUUAUGCUCAGCAGAUUGGUGUUCCUGAACACCCAGAUGUGCACCUCUGUAACUGUGGCAAGGAGUGCAGUUCUUACACAGAAUUCAAAGCUCAUCUGACCAGCCACAUCCAUAACCAUCUUCCUAGCCAGGGCCACAACACCAGCCACGGGCCAAGCCACAGCAAAGAAAGGAAGUGGAAGUGCUCUAUGUGCCCUCAAGCUUUUAUCUCUCCUUCUAAACUCCAUGUCCACUUUAUGGGUCACAUGGGAAUGAAGCCCCACAAGUGUGAUUUCUGUAGCAAGGCUUUUAGUGACCCCAGCAACCUGCGGACCCACCUCAAGAUACAUACAGGUCAGAAGAACUACAGGUGUACCUUGUGUGACAAGUCUUUCACCCAGAAAGCCCACCUCGAGUCGCACACGGUCAUCCACACGGGCGAGAAGAAUCUCAAGUGUGACUACUGCGACAAGCUGUUCAUGCGGAGGCAGGACCUCAAGCAGCACGUGCUCAUCCACACCCAAGAACGCCAGAUCAAGUGUCCCAAGUGUGAUAAGCUAUUCCUGAGAACAAAUCACUUAAAGAAGCAUCUCAAUUCUCAUGAAGGAAAACGAGAUUAUGUGUGUGAGAAAUGUACGAAGGCUUAUCUAACCAAAUACCAUCUCACCCGGCACUUGAAGACCUGCAAAGGACCCACCUCCAGUUCGUCAGCCCAAGAGGAGGACGAAGAGGAGGACUCGGAAGAGGAAGACCUUGCCGAGUCUGUGGGGACAGAAGGCUGUAGGAUGGGCAGUGCUGUGUAUCCCACAGAGGAGUCUCUGUCCGCACACAAAUAGGAGAACUUGCUGUGUCUGAACUGCACAGGGAAGAACACACGGACAGUCGUCCUCCAUGGUGACUUGGAUAGAAAACCAUCCGAUUGCUCUCCUGCCAACAGUCAAAGCGGACUGUGGGAAUGGAUGGAGCACUUAGGGAAGCCUAUGUUAUUGAAACACUUUAAAGCUGACUGGGAAAAGAGCGCAUGCGUCCUGUUCGUGCGUGAUAGGGAGGAAAGUGUCAGCUUUUUACAUGGCCAUCUGGUGGAGGCCUUUGCGCCUGCGUCCAGUCUGCCUUCUGCCUAGACAAAUCAGAACUACUUCAUGAUCUUCCAUUAUUCCCCUCGCCUCCCAGCCCUCUGGGGGCAUGCUAAAUUUGGUCCCCACCCAACGGGUAUCUCCGUUGCUGACUGAGUUUUAUAUACCCUUCGAUGGUUUACGCUCUUUCCAGAACAGAUUGCGACAUAACCUGUAAGAGUGCUAGCCUUUACUGCAGCCAACAAGCG